Molecule: messenger RNA, 1912 nt
Organism: Suncus etruscus (white-toothed pygmy shrew)
Lineage: Eukaryota; Metazoa; Chordata; Mammalia; Eulipotyphla; Soricidae
Product: CAAX prenyl protease 1 homolog
Biological process (GO): CAAX-box protein processing
Cellular component (GO): endoplasmic reticulum membrane
Molecular function (GO): metalloendopeptidase activity
Source: RefSeq, a predicted model, not a curated record
AUGGGGACAUGGGCUUCGCUGGAGGCGCUGUGGGAGCUGCCAGCGGAGAAGCGCAUCUUCGGUGCCGUGGUGCUCUUCUCUUGGGCCCUGUAUCUCUGGGAGACCUUCCUGGCGCUGCGGCAGAGAAGGAUAUAUAAAACAACAACUCAUGUGCCACCAAAAUUAGAACAGAUUAUGGAUUCAGAAACAUUUGAGAAAUCUCGACUGUAUCAGCUGGAUAAAAGUACUUUCAGUUUCUGGUCUAGAUUCUAUUCAGAGAUGGAAGACACGCUUAUUCUUCUCUUUGGAGGAAUCCCUUAUCUCUGGAGACUUUCUGGACGGUUCUGUGGCUAUGCUGGCUUUGGAUCGGACUAUGAGAUCACUCAGUCCUUGAUGUUUCUGCUGUUGGCUACACUUUUCAGUGCACUGACUGGCUUGCCAUGGAGUCUUUAUAAUAUUUUCGUUAUAGAAGAAAGACAUGGUUUCAAUCAACAGACAUUGGAAUUCUUCAUGAAAGACGCAGUCAAGAAAUUUGUUGUAACCCAGUGUAUUUUAUUGCCUGUGUCUUUACCUUUACUGUACAUUAUUAAAAUCGGUGGUGACUAUUUUUUUAUUUAUGCUUGGCUGUUCACAUUAGUAGUUUCUCUGGUGCUUGUCACAAUCUAUGCUGAUUGCACUGCUCCUUUAUUUGGCAAAUUCACACCUCUGCCUGAGGGAAAGCUUAAACAGGAAAUUGAAAUAAUGGCUAAAAACAUUGACUUUCCUUUGACCAAAGUGUAUCUUGUUGAAGGAUCUAAGCGCUCUUCCCACAACAAUGCUUAUUUUUAUGGCUUCUUCAAGAACAAACGAAGUUUUGACACUCUACUAGAAGAGUACUCGGUACUAAACAAAGACAUCAAGGAGGAGUUGGCUGUCAAGACCCACAAUGAUGGAGACGACAGUGAAGAAAUUAAAGCUAAAAUUAAAAAUAAGAAACGAGGAUGCAACAAUGAGGAAGUGCUUGCUGUGCUGGGUCAUGAGUUGGGGCACUGGAAGUUGGGACACACAGUCAAAAAUAUCAUUAUUAGCCAGAUGAAUUCUUUCCUGUGUUUUUUCUUGUUUGCUGUAUUAAUCGGUCGAAAGGAGCUUUUUGCUGCAUUUGGUUUUUAUGACAGUCAGCCGACUGUAAUUGGUCUCUUGAUCAUCUUCGGGAUUAUUUUUUCACCUUACAAUGAGGUUCUUUCUUUUAGCCUAACAGUCUUGAGCCGCAGAUUUGAGUUUCAAGCAGAUGCGUUUGCCAAGAAACUUGGGAAGGCCAAAGACUUGUAUUCUGCUUUAAUCAAACUGAACAAAGACAAUCUGGGAUUCCCCGUUUCUGACUGGCUCUUUUCAAUGUGGCAUUAUUCUCAUCCUCCACUACUUGAGAGACUUCAAGCUUCUAAAGAAGAGUGAUUUGCCCAGGGUCUGCAGCCAAAGACAUUGGUAUUAUCUGUGUCCUGGCAGCAUGUUCCUGCUCUUGAUGUUUUUAAACUUUUUUUUUUAAAGAAAAAUUAAGUACAGAAAAGUCCAGAUUUAAGUACAUUUAAUAUCUCAUUUCAAAAAUGAUUUUAAUGGUGCAUUUCUUAAAGAAACAUUAGAUGAAAUUUUGGGGCUUAAUGUUUUUAAAGGCAUAGUUUUAUCUUUAACAUCUGGUUUAACAUCAACUUGGAAAGUGUCUUGAGAAAGUACAAGACUUUUCGUUAAUUCCACACUUAUAUGGAGUCCAUAUAUGAGGUGUUGGAGGGCAUAUAUUUAAAAGUUUUGUGUCAAGAUUGUGACCCCAGGCCUUUGUACUCAUACUCAGGAUGAGACUUGUUUUCCUGUGCUGUCCUGGUGUAACUUGGCCAAUCAGUGUUUUAAAGGAGGAUAGAAUGGAAUAAUUUGCAAAGGCUAAUCUGAUUUCAGUGGAAAACAU